AUGGACUUUAAGAAGGCCAAGAUUUAUUUGGGACCGAAUUUUGGGGGACGACGGCUGAACUGGAAGAACGGCUGCGAUGGAGAAACUAGCGCUAGAGCCACAUCCGGAGCAUCAGUAAAACUCGACGCAGUGCCAGACUCGACUACAAACAAGCCUGCGCUAUCAGAGGAGGAAAUGGAGAAACGCUCUAAAUCCAUUAUUGAGGAGUUUCUACACAUAAAUGAUUACAAAGAGGUCUUGCAUUGCGUGGAGGAACUGGACCAGGGCGAGAUGCUGUACGUUUUUGUUCGGGUGGGUGUGGAGACCACGCUUGAGCGAAACCAGAUCACACGUGACCACGUGGGUCAUCUGUUCCAUCAGCUGCUGCAGGCUGGGAUCCUCUCCACAUCUCAGUUUUUUAAAGGGUUCUCAGAAACCCUCGAGAUAGCAGAUGAUAUGGCGAUUGACAUUCCUUAUAGCCAAAAGGAAGUGAAGGCCUUAUGGAGGGACUCUAAACUGAGCUGGGCUGAUUUUCUUCCUGAAACCGUGAAUGGGAACAACUUCAUUACUGAGCAGGUGAGCUGUGAGAACUCGUUCGAUGUCCAGCUGCGAGAGCGAAAAGCGGCGCUGGAAACAUCCCGGGCGGACGCUCACUUAUCACAGGCCCAGCGCACCUACAACGCGGCCCGCCCAGUCAGUCCUCCAGCAUUGCAAAUAAAAGAUGGCUCAGCAUUUUACUUGGAGCUUCACAAUAUGGCUGAAUCACAGCUGCUAAAGAACAUAGGGGAUGUGAUAGCAGGAGUGCUUCCGGACCUUCCUGAUCAACUUGUUAAGUCCGUUGAAGAUACUUUAAAAACACUUGGUGCGGCAACCACAGAUGAUUUAAAGAACAUCACAGAAAACGAUUUGCUGCCAGUGUUAAAGCCCAUACAAGCACGAAGACUGGUUGCUGCCUGGACCCAAAAUAUCUCCGGGACUUCAACACCAAAAUCUGUGUAUUCAUCUCCAGUGGUUGUCUUUCCCUCUGCACCCACAAUUUCUUCUUCACCAGCGUCAUCCACCUCUACAUCAUCUUCAGGAAUCUGUACACCAUUAAUACCAAACUGCUUAGAGCGAUUUGAAAUCCCAUGGCAGAGGCUCCCUGAGGAGUUAAUACAGAACUUGGAAAGACAGAAAAGACCAAGUGCAAGACAACGAAGAGAAAUGGUGAGGAUCGUGGUCUCUGAAAUGAUGAAGAUUUGCAAGAAUCCAACCAAACACAACUUCUCAAGCUUCAGACUGAAAGAGGUCAGUCCAGUGGUUGCUCCCAAGAGGUCAUUGAGAUGCUGCUUCUUUUACUGGCUCAUUUUGAUGAGAAGGAAGAGCUUCUGUUCCACUGUGUUGAGACGACAAGCCUUGCAGAGGAUGUUCAGAUGGAGAAAGUGCCACCAACACCCUUCAUUAUUGUUUGUGGUCAUGAUGGAGAACAGACGCUCAAAAGGCAUCGGGUAUGUGACGUUUUCAUCUCCUGAUGAGGCUCGAGUAGACAUCAUGGAGAUGAACGGCAGGGUGCUGGGCAGCAGGACUGUGUACUUAAGUCCCUCUCAGACCACCCAGGGACGAAGUCACGGCAUGAAGGUAGAAACCAUCUCGCCUUCAAAACCCUGCCCAGACCCAAGACCCAACGCCAACAAGAACAUCCAUCCACAGAGUGGUACUGCACAAUUGACGGUCCAAAGGCUUUGGAUUUGUCUGAUAUUCCUCUCUGGAUGAAGACACUAAUGCCAUCAGAGAGUUGAAUGGAAAGCUGGUGAGCAGGAGGUCACUGUGUAUCACUAUGGCUGAGCAGUGGACAGGGAGC
Silurus meridionalis is the source of this 1819-nucleotide messenger RNA. RefSeq lists its product as uncharacterized. The transcript has 13 exons. Lineage: Eukaryota; Metazoa; Chordata; Actinopteri; Siluriformes; Siluridae. The record is from RefSeq and is a predicted model, not a curated record. The coding region runs from base 1 to 1731 and encodes 576 amino acids. Gene Ontology annotation, cellular component: eukaryotic translation initiation factor 4F complex. Gene Ontology annotation, molecular function: translation initiation factor activity; mRNA binding.